AUGACCCUACACAAGGGGAGGCAAGAGCCCUUCUCCAUUGUCAAUCCGGACUUUGAUCGAAUACAUGUCCGGCAGUCUGCAUACUCCGUAGACCGGCCCAGCGGGCUUCGACGAGUUGUUUCCGCAAGAGUAUUGAGUCCUCACCUGGAUUCAUCCGAGUCCUUGCCCAGCGAGCAUAGCUCUCUCUACGAUGCUUUCCUGUCGAGCUACGAAUCCGAACAUAAUAACGGACCGCCCCCGAAUGCGAAGAAAGACGACGUAGAGAGCUCAAAGACAGCUGGUGCCAGCCACUUGCAAGAACUGCGCACCUGGGAUAGCGAAAGAGCUCGAUGUCGAGACAGACUUGCAGUGCCCUCGUUGGAGACUAUCUUCGAGAACCAGAGUGUAUCUACUCAUCGAGCUGCAUCGUCCCGGUCACGGUUAAGGCCAUGUGCAUCGGUUGAUGUCUCGCUGAAUACAAAGACUUCAUACUCGGGAGUUUCGUUCAGGACACAGCUCGUGUGCUGGAAUCAAUACGGAUCAAAAAUAUAUUCUUUUGACGACAACGACAUACCUUCGUUUCGACCUAGAUUCUCUUGUACACCGCUUGCUCCUCGUGAACGCCGCCAUUCAUGCAGUACAUUCUCUUCAGAUGGAAGUUUUGAGAUCCCCCGCUGGUUCAACUGCGUUGUGUCUCCAGCAGAACCUACUCAGCCUAUACAUCCUCCUCCGCAUAGACCUAGUACUCCCCCUGGUGUUCCGUCCUUUGGUUCACCAGAAGCUCUAAACUACGACUUAUCUUCUUUCUCGCGUUCAGCUCCACGAACAGGCCAGGGCAGCAACAGGUCAUCGCCGCAAACUAAUCGAAGCCCAGCUGGAGGAGAAAGGGAUGAUGAUGGAUGUGGUUGUUGUGGCAUUGGCUUUCAGCGAGCUUUCCGUGAGACAACGUCCUACAUCACAUAUCAGCCUCCUGAACGCCUACCCCCUGGAGUUCUCGCAAGGGCUGAUGAUGGGACUCUUAUUCGAGGGAGGUUUGGUGCUCGAGCAAGCGGACAUGGCAUUGGUGCCUCAGCAUGCUUAGAGAACCAUCCUUUUCACCAGAAUCAUCUGCCUAUUGCACGGACAAAGGAUACGGAUAUCAGGCUGCCGCCGCCAGCUCGACUACGGCCCAGCACUUCCCCCAACGAGUUUGGUGUCUGUGUGUCAUCAACUGGUAGUCCAAUCUCACUUCCGCGGUAUAGAUCGUUGCUUGAUGACCACAGGGUUCUACCCGCUCCCUCUACCCCCGUCCGAGUUUCGUCCGCAGCCCAUACUAAAAAUCCGACUACUCCACCACGACCUAGAGAGCAGAUGGUAUAUUCACGCCCUGUGUCAACAUCGGCUUCAGCCAGGAAUGUCACCUCCUCAUCCAGAACUCAGCACGCCAGUGCGCCAUCUUCCAGCCAGAGCGGCUUACUACGGCUCUGGAAUCUCGUUUCAUUAAACGUAACCAAAUGCUGCUUCGGACUGGGCGCUGACGACGAACACGAGAGACAGCGAGGUACACAGAUGCAACAAAUGUCGAGUUCCCCCACCAGGCAGCCAUAA
Molecule: messenger RNA, 1566 nt
Organism: Nannizzia gypsea CBS 118893
Lineage: Eukaryota; Fungi; Ascomycota; Eurotiomycetes; Onygenales; Arthrodermataceae
Exons: 1
Coding region: 1-1566 (521 amino acids)
Source: RefSeq, a predicted model, not a curated record